Messenger RNA from Hermetia illucens (black soldier fly), 2029 nucleotides. RefSeq lists its product as uncharacterized. The record is from RefSeq and is a predicted model, not a curated record. NCBI's taxonomy places the organism in Eukaryota, Metazoa, Arthropoda, Insecta, Diptera, Stratiomyidae. The transcript is spliced from 3 exons. Bases 224 to 1585 code for a protein of 453 amino acids.
CCACAGCUGCAUAUUUUUAGUGACAUUCCUCUUUAUUUAUCAACAUUGUGGGAACCUAUACAGAAUCAAUAGAGUGGGUGCAGUAACAUUUCUUGUGUAAUAUGAACCGCGGCUCCUAGUUUCGGAUAACAGCCAAGACCAGAAGUAAACAUAAAGCACAAAGUCUAAAGCAAUAUAUCGGCACAUCACACAGCAAUAUAUCGGCACAUUACCUCCGAGCCUGAUGGAUUCCAUAAAAGGAAAAUCAGUCGUCGACCUGAAUAGCGACUGCAUAAUGCAUUUAUUCAUGUUUCUCCCGCUAACCGAUCGAUUACGUCUGGCGUUCGUAAACAAUUUAUUCGACGAAGCAAUCCGUCACUUCAUCCAAUUCGACAAUAUCUCAAUGGACGAAUUAAUUGAAAACUUCUCCACACAACAAGUUGAAGAAUUGUUUCAACGCUUUGGAACCCACAUCAAAAAGAUCAAUUGCUUCCUCCAGAACCAAGAAAAUGUUAACUUGCCGAGCGAAUCGAUAAGAAAAUAUUUCAAAUCCAUAUCCAACCAUUGCCACUGUAUUGAAGAGAUAGUCAUACGUUAUCCAUGGAUACCGGACUAUUCUAUAUAUGAACGCAUUUUCCAAUCUGCCAGGAGGAUAUCGAAGGUAAACGUUGCUUAUGGCGAACGAUUGCAGGGAAAAUUUUUUUCUCCCAAUGAAUUCGAUUCGCAGCUAUCAAGACUUUUUCAGGAUCUGCCCCUGAAAUCCUUGGAUGUAUCACAUCAAUGCGAUUUAAUAGGGAAAUUCCUGCCGAAGCUGAAACAUCUCACUGAAGUCAACUUAGAAUACUGCGCGCUACUAGAACCCAAGCACUUAACAGAUUUCCUGAACGUUGCGAAGUUGAAAUCCCUUAACAUUGUCAAUUGUCCGAAAUUAACAGGAUCAACUUUCGAGACCUUGUACAGAACACAAACAGAGCUACAAAGCAUUGCCAUUAGCAACAAUUAUAGUCGGUGCCAUUUAGAGGUUGUUGGACGAUUGGAGGCCCUUCGACACAUCCGGUUCGACGACCAUAGCGAUGAGAUGCUGAAAUUACGAGAACUACUCAAUGAACUCGUUCAACACCAUGCGAAUGAUCUGGAGACCUUAGAGAUCUACAAUGAUUUCACCUAUCGUCAACAAAGUGCAAUUAUUUUACAAACAAUCUCCGAACUAAAAAAUCUAAGGAAGCUCGUUCUACCUGAUAUCGAUCCAGACAGCGAUGACGGCAUUAAGCGUAUAAUAAAAAAAUGCCAUCAACUGGAGGAGCUGAGUAUAGUAUCCGAGAACGGGUUGUGGGCGAAAGAUGAGACCCUACUGCUAAUUAUUGCAGCAAAGCAUCUAAGCCACUUGCGGAUCAUAUCUAAAUUUCAAAUCAAAACGACUUUAUUGAAGGACUUCUAUCAGAUUUUAAAAGCAAAAAACUUGCCACUCGAUAUGUACGUUGAUGAAAGGAACAUUGAUGUGAGCGUGUUGAAUACACCAGAAUAUAAGGAACAUGAGAAGCUCCUAAGAAUACACGUGAACGAAGUGAAUAUCGAUGAUAUCCUGACGAAUUCAUAUUUGUUUUAAGUGGUGUGGUGUAUGCAUCUAAUACGCACAUAAUACUUUGUAAUGUGACGUAUGUACGCAUGGACAUUUGAGUGAACGUGAGCUUCAAGGAUUAACUAGUAUCCAUAAAUAUAAGCCACUUCAAUGGACGAACUGUGAACAAGGGUAUCAGGCUAAUUCCCCAAUGGAGAUACCACCAGGCGGAAGGGCUUGCUGUGUUGGCCAUACUACAGAGCCUUGAGAGAUGAUGAUCACCUUAUGUUAGGUAAAUCAAUCUUUGCUAAGUGUGAGAUGAUGUUUCGCUCAGUUUAAGAGCUACGAACUUUCGAGUUGCCAUUGAGUUGCAUAGAAUAGUUGAUUGAAUCGGAGAAAAUAAACUUUCUAAAAUUUUUCUAGAAUAUACCGUUUACAUGUAUUGUUUUUCUAUAUAUUUUUAAGCGGAAAAAAUUAUAAUAAAAUAUUUUU